AUGAAUGAAGCAACACGACGUACAAAACGAUCUGGCAAUCGGUCUGCUACACAACCGCGUUGGCACAAUCAAGCCUACAUGCUUUUCCUGGCUUUACGGCAGCAUCCAGAUCGUUGCCUUUCGCGGCCUGAACUCAUUAAAGCGGCACUCGCGCUCGACGAAAAGAUUAGCAAAGAACGUAAAUUACCACGCGUUUUUAAAGGCAAGACACCAAUGAAUUCUGCAUCAGCCAGUCUGACUACCAACACGGACCGCUACUUUAUACCCUUCCGACCCGAUGGCAGUCGCUCCAUGCACUUUAAGCUCGCGUAUGAGCCAGGAAACUUUCAACGCGCGGUACAAGAGUACAGGAAAUGGGAACGAAAACUCGCAGACCACGAUUGGCCUUUUUGUUUUGGCAUACCGAAAAACCCACCACCGGUGGCCAUUGACAGCGGUGAUGGCACUAUCCAAGCUCAUCAAGGAGAAGAUAGCAAGAAAGAUGAAGCACCAGCAAGGCCACCCGCAAUGACCGAAUUUGACGAGUUUAUGAUGAGUCGCAAUGGCAACGGCCGAAAAUAUCACCAGGACGACAUGAACGGCUAUAGUAAAAUCAACAACAAUGUCACAAACGACGACAACGACGAUGACGAAGGCAAGGACAAAAUGGACAUGGAUGAAACAACAGCUGGGGAAGACGGCAGCAACACGGCAGUGAUGAAGGCCGUGAAUGAACUGGAACAACAGCAACAGGAGAUCAAGCUUGAAGACCUGGAUCUGACCCAUGUUCCCAAAAGCUGGAUGGAUGUAUUGCGAGUAGGCGAUUCAACGAUUUCAGGUGCUGGACAGGGCCUCUUUGCUACACGGAAACUGCCGUACAACACGCCGCUUGGGUUUUAUUUCGGUGUGCCAAUGACAGAAGAUGAAUACGAUUCUUUGAAGGACGGUGUCGGCCGUGCCUCCGAGUACUCGAUCAUGUAUCGAAGGACAGUGCUCGAUGCAACGGAUGAAGAAGGCCAGCCAUUCACGGAUCCAAAAGGAGAAAUGUUCUGCCCCUUCCACUUUAUGAAUGAGACCAACGAAAACAAAGCAAACAUACUUUUUAUUGAGGGUGCAGUAGUGAAUCAAGUCAUCUGUUGGACGAAGCGAGAUAUUGAGCCGGGCGAAGAACUCUUUGUCUGGUAUGGCCGUGAUGUGGAUCGACACUGGACCCCACAAGCAGGCGAAAGCAAUGGCAGAAAGAUAUCGUCCACCUCACCAUCAUGAUAUUCAAAGAAUGUUGUGUAGCAUGGAAUGUGUAAAUAAUAAGUAUUUAUAUUUGCGAAAACUACUCUGUAUGAUUGUGUAUAUAUAUAGGUGUGUGUUCGUGUAUAUAUCCAGGGGGUUGGUGUAUUUUUUGUUGUUGUUGCUAGGGAUGUAUUAAAGGUGCGGGGUGUUGCAUGCGAACUGUAAUGAUGAAAGAUGAGGUGUGAUGUAUCUAAAAAUCAAAGUAGUAGGGCAUAGUAGUAGUGGUAAAAGUGAUGGUGAUGGUAGUAAUAGUGGAUUGUAUGAUUUAACAAAUGAAUGGUUGGAAUGUGCCUGGCGGUUGUUC
Molecule: messenger RNA, 1570 nt
Organism: Zychaea mexicana
Lineage: Eukaryota; Fungi; Mucoromycota; Mucoromycetes; Mucorales; Lichtheimiaceae
Exons: 2
Coding region: 1-1245 (414 amino acids)
Molecular function (GO): protein binding
Source: RefSeq, a predicted model, not a curated record